Closterium sp. NIES-65 is the source of this 792-nucleotide messenger RNA. The record is from the annotation of a GenBank genome assembly. NCBI's taxonomy places the organism in Eukaryota, Viridiplantae, Streptophyta, Zygnematophyceae, Desmidiales, Closteriaceae.
CGAUCUGAGCUACAAUUCACUGUCAGGCCCCAUCCCUGCGAGCAUAGGCCAGCUUCCCCUGCUGGAGUCACUUGACCUCUCGUAUAACAUGUUAUGGAGUGCCUUACCUUCCACCAUUGGCUCCUUGUCCAGCCUUACAAACCUCGACCUAGCAUCAAACACCAUAGAGGGCGCCUUGCCUUCUGCCAUUGGCUCCUUAUCCAACCUUAAAAUCCUCGAUCUGGUUAACAACGAUUUCAAUGGAAUAGUACCUGCGUCUCUGAGAGCACUCACGAAUCUGCGUCUUCUUGAUCUGGGGAAAAACUCAUUUUCUGGAAGCUUCCCCACUGUCGUCUCAAAACUAACCCGGCUCUCGUUAUUGUCACUCAUUUCCAACAAGUUUGGAGGAGUCAUUUCCUCGUCCAUCUCUCUCCUCUCGGAUCUCAAAGCAAUUGAUGUGAGCAGCAACAGCUUUAAGGGAGAGAUCCUCCCACCAAUAGCAGCCCUCAGCAACUUAAUCUUCAUCAACCUCGCGGACAAUGAGUUCUCUGGUUCCAUUCCAUCAGAUUUUGGCAGACUCACUGACUUGAAGACCCUAAUACUUAUGUACAACCAGUUCACGGGCAGCAUUCCACAAACUCUCUCUUUGCUCAAGAAGCUUACUCACCUUGACUUAGCUAACAACCUCUUUCAAGGCACCAUCCCUUAUUCCUUUGUCACCCUCACCGAUCUCAACAUGAUUGACCUCUCUAGCAACAACUUCCAAGGAACCAUCGCUUCAUUCUUCGCCACCCUCACGAAACUCAGUGUGCU